AUGUCAGUAAUGACUGAGUCCUCACGCAUACCAUUGUCACCACAAACUCCCCAAUCAAGACAACUUAUGACUCCGAACUAUUCACUUAUCUGGGUUCAAAGUGGCUGGGAUGAAACAGCGACGAUUUGUCAAAAUAUACUCACGCAAUUGCGCAUUUUUGCCAAUGAGAUUACAAUCUGUAAGGAUCCAGCACAUUGUAUUCAGUGCCUGAAUGAUAUGAAUGACGGAAAAGCCUUUGUCAUCUCCUCUGGAGAUUUGGGCCAACAUCUCGUGCCACAGAUACAUGACAUGCAACAAGUCUAUACCAUUUACAUUUUUUGUGGCAAUAAAACAAAGCAUAAACAAUGGGCAAACGAGUGGGUAAAGAUUAGAGGUGUUUUCACCUCAGUCAUACCCAUUUGUGAGUCCUUGAAAAAGAUCACCAGUGAAGUCGAUCAUGACACAAUACCGAUAAGUUACCUCCCGAAGCAAACUAUAGAAAAGGCAGCAGCAGCAGCUGAUGAAGGAAAAAGAUCCGAUCAACUGCCACCAUCUUACAUGUAUUCUUCAAUAUUCAAAGACAUCAUAUUAGAAAUCGAUGAAAACGAUGAGAGAUUGCAAGAUCUAAUGGUUUAUUGUCGUCGCAAUAUUCCUAAAAAGGAAUUGAGAAAUUCUGACUAUCUGAAUAAAUUGGAUUAUUUUCAGAAUGAAUAUCACAAGAGAACGACCGUCUGGUGGUAUAGUGAUAAGAACAUGUUUGUGUACAGUAUGCUCAAUCGUGCUCUGCGUACACUCGAUAUGGAAGCCAUGAUAAAGGUGAGCUUUUUUAUUCGUCAUCUUCAUCGAGAAUUGGAACAACUGCAUAAGGAACGGCCCGACGAAUUUAAGGAGUCAUUCACCGUGUAUCGUGGCCAAGGGUUGUUGCCCGAAGACUUUGAACAACUUUGUAACACGAAAGGUGGACUUCUAUCGUUCGAUAAUUUUUUAUCAACAAGUACCAAGCGUGAAAUAGCAGAGGAGUUCAUCGAGUCCGCAUUACCGAAAUAUAAAGACAAUGUGGGUGUUCUCUUUGUCAUGAUAAUUGAUCCGAAUGAUGUCUCAACAUCGACAACUGCUUUUGCUCCUAUCAAAAAAUACAGUGAUUUUCAGGAAGAAGAAGAAAUUCUCUUUUCAAUGCAUACCGUAUUUCGUGUGGGUGACAUUCAACAAUCAACCAAGAAUAGUCUCGUAUGGGAAGUACAAUUGAUGCUAACCAGUGACAAUGAUUCACAGCUGGCUACUCUCACCAAAUACAUGAAAGAGAAGAUUGAUGGCAAAGGAUGGUAUCGAAUGGGUAAAUUUAUGCUCAAAGUGGGUCAUUUCGAUCAAGCUGAAAUACUCUACAAUGAAUUACUCAAGAAAGCUACGAAUGACAGCGAUAGAGCAGAAAUCUAUCAGCAACUUGGAGAGACAAAAAUUCACAAAGGACAAUACAAAGAAGCUAUUUCAUAUUACAAGAAAUCCCUAGAAAUCAAGCGAGAAACUCUCAAGGAAGACAAUACUUCAUUGGCCCUUACCUACAAUGAUAUCGGUCUCGUGUAUAGCAACAUGGGCGACUACUCGAAAACACUUGAAUUUUACGAAAAAUCACAGAAAAUCUACGAAAAAGCUCUACCUCCGAAUCAUCCCGAUUUGGCUACUUCCUACAACAACAUCGCUGCAGUGUACUACAAAAUGGAUGACUACUCGAAAGCACUUGAAUUUUACGAAAAAUCACAUAAAAUCUUCGAAAAAGCUCUGCCUCCGAAUCAUCCCGAUUUGGCUACUUCCUACAACAACAUUGCUUCAGUGUAUAACGACAAGGGUAACUACUCGAAAGCACUUGAGUUUUACGAAAAAGAUCUUGAAAUCACGAAAAAAGUUCUUCCUCCAAAUCAUCCCGAUUUGGCUGUUUCUUACAACAACAUUGGCUUAUUAUAUGAUGACAUGGGUGACAACUCGACGGCGCUUGAAUUUCAUGAAACGGCGCUUGCUAUUCGAAAAAAAUCACUUCCACCAGAACAUCCUGCAAUUAAACGAUCAAUGGACAAUAUUGCCUCAGUGAAAAAAAAAAUGUGA
Messenger RNA from Didymodactylos carnosus, 2076 nucleotides. The record is from the annotation of a GenBank genome assembly. Lineage: Eukaryota; Metazoa; Rotifera; Eurotatoria; Philodinida; Philodinidae.